Molecule: messenger RNA, 1147 nt
Organism: Puntigrus tetrazona (Sumatra barb)
Lineage: Eukaryota; Metazoa; Chordata; Actinopteri; Cypriniformes; Cyprinidae
Product: GPI-linked NAD(P)(+)--arginine ADP-ribosyltransferase 1
Exons: 4
Coding region: 150-1037 (295 amino acids)
Molecular function (GO): NAD+ poly-ADP-ribosyltransferase activity; NAD+-protein-arginine ADP-ribosyltransferase activity
Source: RefSeq, a predicted model, not a curated record
CAGCUGAAGGGCAGGAAGGAAAUGGCAGAGUACAGCCUUGAUAAGCUUUCCUGGAGUGUAUUUUAGAGUCAGGUUCUGAGCGUUCGCUUUCUUCGUGCUUAACUGAUUUCAUAAAUAUCAGAUCUUAGGGGACGACUUGAACUAAUAGAAUGGGACGUUUGAGGUUUCCUGUGAUUCCCGUGGUGCUCUUAUACACAACGGUAUUGCAGACGACUGAAGAAGUGAUACAGAUGGGCAUGUUUCCUGAAGCUGCCGAUUACUCCUUCCAGAAUUGUCGGAGCAAAAUGCUGCAAAUGGUCACAGAAAGUGGAGGUCUGCUGCAGACGGAGCUGAACAACAAUCCAGAUUUCAAAGCUAUUUGGCAGGACAGUGCAGCAUGCAGCGAGACCAUUCCAGGGGGUACGCCUCAGCAUGCGGCUGCCCUGAAGAGCUAUGCAGACGCUAGUCCUACAUUUCUUAAAGAAUUCAGAAAGUUGGCUAAGACUAACAAGGGAAGUUCAACGUACAGAGAUGAGUUUCCUUUCAAAUCUCUUUUUUUCCUGCUGACAGAUGCCGUGCAACUCUUAGGCCAAAACAAAUGCUGUACAGUGUACUUCGGUACGGAGAAGGAAUAUAACACCAAAAUCGGUGAGAAAGUGCGUUUUGAGAGUUUUGUUGCAGCAACAGUGGAACAUAGUGCUGCAGCUGAAGAUGCCAGUGACAGCGAUAGCACUGGGACCGUUUUCAACAUAAUAUCCUGUUCUCUGAUCUGCUAUGAAGAUUAUAAAUGUAUUUCAGAAGAAAUUCUGUCAGAGAGAGAAUUUUUCAUAUCACCCAAUGAAGUUUUCACAGUGAAGGCAAUCACUACUAGAAGUGGUACUGAUACCUUUAAAGAGAUCACCUUAACACAUUCUGACUUUCAAAGUUCUUCUAACUGCAGCAGCCUCGACAGGUUGCCCAAAGAAUCUAAAGCGUCGUCUUCAAGUUUCCUGAGUUCCAGUUCCCUGAAUCUUAUGGCUUCUUUGCUCCCGCUGUACUACUACACACUGACUCUCUAAUAUACUUUGUUUCCCUUUUCACAAAACUGCAAAGUUAAAGUUACUUGAAUGUGACGGUAUAUCAGUGUUCUUUACCUAUUUACAUAAUACAAUAAAUUACUUUUAAUGCA